Messenger RNA from Vespula pensylvanica (western yellowjacket), 2069 nucleotides. RefSeq names its product endonuclease G, mitochondrial (gene EndoG). Gene Ontology annotation, cellular component: nucleus; mitochondrial inner membrane. The record is from RefSeq and is a predicted model, not a curated record. NCBI's taxonomy places the organism in Eukaryota, Metazoa, Arthropoda, Insecta, Hymenoptera, Vespidae. The coding region runs from base 30 to 1001 and encodes 323 amino acids. Gene Ontology annotation, biological process: apoptotic DNA fragmentation. The transcript is spliced from 5 exons. Gene Ontology annotation, molecular function: nucleic acid binding; RNA endonuclease activity; single-stranded DNA endonuclease activity.
UAUCGUUAUUAACAAUUAAUAUAUAAACUAUGAAGAAUGUUAAGUUAGCAUUAGGAUUAUUCACGGUAAGUGGAUUAGGUGGUUGGUAUAUAGGCAAAUAUUCUAAACAAGGAAAACAUUCUCAUACGGAGGAAGACAAUGGAACGAGUAUUUUUCGUAAUAUUAAACGUAUGCCCGGUUUGCCAAUAUUUGGUACCGUAUCUGCACAUGAAAAUCUCUUAGAGCCUUCAGAUGUAGAAUCGGAUAUGGGUUCAAAAUUAUCUGCAACUGCAACAAGAGUAUCCCAGAUUAUGAAAUUUGGUUUUCCUGGUUAUGAUAACAUCAGAUCAUAUGAAGAUUUUAUAUUGUCUUAUGAUAGAAGAAAUCGUGUUGCUCAUUGGGUAUUUGAACAUUUAAACAAAGAAAGAUUACAAUAUAAUGAAAAUGUAAAUCGUUCAAAAUGUGAAUUUACGCCAGAUACAAGUAUACAUCCUUAUUUUAGAUCUGAUAACAGUGAUUAUAAAGGAAGUGGUUAUGAUCGCGGGCAUUUAGCAGCAGCUGGAAAUCAUAAACUACAUCAAAAACAUGUGGAUGAAACAUUUUAUCUUUCAAAUAUGGCACCACAAGUCGGCGUUGGUUUUAAUAGGCACUCUUGGAAUAGACUAGAAAAAUAUGUGAGAAAAUUAACUGAUGUUUAUAAAGAUGUUUAUGUUUGUACUGGUCCAUUAUAUAUUCCAAAAAGAGAUAAUGCAGAUGGUAAAUUAUAUGUACGUUACGAAGUUAUUGGUGCAAAUCAUGUUGCAGUACCAACACACUUUUAUAAAGUAAUUGUUGGGGCAACUCAUGACUCAAAUUUUGAAAUGGAGGCUUAUAUAAUGCCAAAUAUGCCCAUUGAUGACAAUACUCCUCUUAAAAAUUUCCGGGUACCACCAGAAACUAUUGAAAGAGCAGCAGGUCUUUUAUUUUUUGAUAAAUUAUCUCGUGAAAAACUUAGGAAAGUCAAUGGGAAAAGUAUAGCAUAAUUUUAUUUUAAACACAAUGAAUUAGUAGUCAAUUUUUAUAACUAAUUUCUUUCAUAUUUAUUUAUAAAUUAAAUAUCACUGUUAAAAAUGUAGAUUCAAAUAGCUAAUCGAAAGUUAUAGAAAAUUGAAAUCAAUAUUUAUGUGAAUAUAUAUGAUCAUGUGAAAUAUAUCCUUUUUUUUCCAUCUCGUUUAAUAAUAUGAAAUCAUGAUAUGAAUAAUGUAUUGAGACUAUUUUAUAAUUAUAAUAGAACUAUUUUAAUGGAUAUAAAAAAUUAUUUUUUUAAAUUAUAUAUAUAAAAUUUUAUGAAAUAACGAUGUAUUACCAUUUAUAUUUUGAGAUUUUAUUGCCUUUUAUACAAUUGAUGAUAGAAGCUUUCAUCACUUAUGUUAUAAUAAAUUCAAUACAUACAUUUUACCAAUCACGAAAAUGAGUACUUAUAGAAAAAGUACAUAUAUUCAUGUUUAUAUAGUUUUAGGCACGACCGCAGGAAGUGUCAUAUUAAUAUUUAAAUUUCAGUCUAAUAAGAGAUACAAUUUUUUUUUUUUAUUGUGUGUUUCGUGUCUAAUUUCUACAAUAAUUCCGUCAAUUUUUAUAUGCUCAUAGCCGGAAACUAAUAAUUCUUAUUUUUAAAUUUUAUUAUCUUUAAUUAUUAUUUUCCGACUAUAGCUAUAUUUUACAUGCGUUUACAUAUAAAUAUUGUAUAACACGUAGUAAUAUUGUUAUAGCACUAAUAUAGUAGCACAUAGAUAGUAUUAUAUCAUUACGACUUUCCAAGAAAUAUGUAUAUAUAUAUGUGUGUGUUUGUGUGUGUAUAAAGAUUACUAUUUGCCGUAUUGUUGUCAUGUCUAAAGUGCGUAGUGAAUCGUACAGACGAUUUUUUACGCGUAUAUGUGUAUGUAUAUAUAUAUAUAUAUGUAUAGUUCAUUAUUUAAUAAGUAUUUUGAACGCAUUCUUGGUCGAGUUAAUUCUCGCCAUUACUUUGGUCACAGUAGUAAUAUUAUUACAUACCAAAGAGUACAUUGUUGUUAAAAUACUACGUUAAUUUUAAAUACAGUAUUCAUAUAAAA